This is a messenger RNA of Aspergillus ibericus CBS 121593, 153 nucleotides long. RefSeq lists its product as uncharacterized. The record is from RefSeq and is a predicted model, not a curated record. The transcript has a single exon. The annotation marks the transcript as partial. Lineage: Eukaryota; Fungi; Ascomycota; Eurotiomycetes; Eurotiales; Aspergillaceae.
UUAAAGAGUGAGAACUCUCUAGAUACUAUUUUUUUUUAUAAAAUAAUAAUAGAAGAGCUACAAGCCUUCUAUAAUUAUAUUAUAAAAAAUUUAAAUAAAAGAUUUAUUAUAUUAAAUUCUAUAUUUUUUAUAUUUUCUAUUUUAAUAGCUUGA